AUGAAUGAGGAGUUCCGAAAGGAACUCGAGAACGAAAUUGAAAAGCCUGAAUGGAAAAAACUGAAAGGAAUGUUUGAUGGGAAGGAAUACAAAUUCAAUGGGAACGAAGUUGUUGAGGAGAUAUUGCACCUACCACGAGUGGGACGACUCGAUGUGGUAGUACAAAUAAGUCACGUUUGCGUGAAUAAAGAGUGCCUGAAAGGCACACAAUUUCGUGCGACUGAAUUUGCUGGAAAAGUUAUCAAAGUGGGUCGCGAUGUAUCGAGUUGCAGAGUUGACAAUUUUGUUAUUGGAAGAGAUUUGGCACAAAACUGCUUCAAAGAAAUUGUUGUUACCAAUUUCGAAAACAUCCAAAGAGAGGAAAAACACUCGCCAAAUGACUUGAUAAACACAUUGGGGAAUAUGAGCACUGCUGUGUUGCCAUAUGAAACAUUACAAUACGUUACGGUCCGUCCAUCGGAUAACGUUUUAAUUUUAGGCACUGGCGUUGUUGCCCAGAAGUUGUACGAAAUGUUGGACGACAAACAUAUUCGCUCGUUUAUCGUUGUUCCUGAUAAAAUGGUCCGUAAGUACACUACAAUGGGAUACAAUGCCGUUUCAAUCCAGGUUGUGGACGAGGUGUUUGUCGACAAAGCAGAUGUGAUCUUUGACAUGAGCAAUAAAUUUGAAGUGUUGGAUAACAUCAGGACGUCAACUACUUACAUUUAUUUAAACUGUGACAACCCACUUGGCGAUCAUUUGAGGGAAAACGAAACACGUGUACUAUCAGACGUUAAAGGACAUGCAACUUUCAUGUCGGUCAAAUGCCCAUCAAACAGUGAAGCGUUUUUCAAAAGCCACAACAAAGCUAAGUAUCUCCUGAGACCGCACAUCCACUCGGUUGUCAACAUAGUUGAUAAGAAGCUUGUUCUUGAAGUUCUCAUAGCGCAGCAACAAGAGGAUGAGACGGUUAUUAUUUGUUUGUGA
Entamoeba invadens IP1 is the source of this 966-nucleotide messenger RNA. RefSeq lists its product as hypothetical. Bases 1 to 966 code for a protein of 321 amino acids. The transcript is spliced from 2 exons. NCBI's taxonomy places the organism in Eukaryota, Evosea, Mastigamoebida, Endamoebidae. The record is from RefSeq and is a predicted model, not a curated record.